Messenger RNA from Papaver somniferum (opium poppy), 998 nucleotides. RefSeq lists its product as uncharacterized. NCBI's taxonomy places the organism in Eukaryota, Viridiplantae, Streptophyta, Magnoliopsida, Ranunculales, Papaveraceae. Gene Ontology annotation, molecular function: DNA helicase activity. Gene Ontology annotation, biological process: telomere maintenance; DNA repair. The record is from RefSeq and is a predicted model, not a curated record. The transcript is spliced from 2 exons. The coding region runs from base 185 to 949 and encodes 254 amino acids.
AGAUGGAAUGGUAGAUGGAGUUACACAGAAAGCUGAGAACUACAAGUCAACGUUAAUGGGUUAUUUUGAAUAUUAUGUUGAAAAUCCAACCGCACCCUCUUAUACUUAUCAAGAGUUCCCGCAGCAUUUUGUCUGGAGUGAAAGUAAAUGGCAUAUCAGAAAAUAGGGUUUCGCGAUCGCAAGGAUGUAUUUUGUUUCUCCGAACGCCAGAGAACUAUACUAUCUUAGAUUGUUGCUAACCGUUGUUGCAGGAGCCAAUUCGUUUGAAAGUCUAAAAACAGUGAACGGUCAAAGGUGUGAUACAUACAAAAAAGCUUGCAUCGAACUUGGAUUACUGGAACAUGAUGGAGAAUGGCAAGCGCUACUUGAAGAGUCGGCGGAUAUCCACACAGGCAGUAAACUAAGAAAACUGUUCAAAGUAGUCUUAUGUGAUUGUAACCCAACGGAACCAGAAGUUCUGUGGGCGAAAUUUGGUUUAAGAAUAUGUGACGACCUCCCUCAUAGAUUACGAGCACUGUAUGGUAUCCAAAAUCCGAUUGAUGAACAGGUUUUGGAUUACGGAUUGUACCUCUUGGACAAAUUGCUAUGGCGAGGUGGCAAAGAGCUGAAAGAUUUUUCCAGCAUGCCAUUACCAAAAGGAGAUUGGGGCAAGAUAGAUGGCAACGGGUUGAUGCAUGAGCAUAAGCAACUUGAGCUAGCAAUUAAACAGCCAGAACUUCGAAGAAACAUUGCAAGCUUGAAUCAAGUACAAUUAUCGGCAUACACUAAGAUAACGGAGUCCGUAGAAAAAAGAGAUGGACGUACGUUUUUUAUAAAUGGAAGUGCAGGGACUGGGAAAACUUUCUUAUACAAUACAGUAGCCGCUAGCUGUCGAUUAAAAGGCGACAUAGUCCUAACAGUUGCAUCAUCAGUGAUAAGGUAUUGCUUCCUUACUAUUGGUAGGCGGUAGAACUGCCCAUUCUACGUUCAAAAUCCCAAUAGAGAUCAACGAAACCAGC